AUGCAAUAUGAGUUUUUUAUUUCUCAUGCAUGGUAUCAUGGACAGCACGCCUCUUUAUGGAUUGGUGGGGAGCAGAUUUUAGGCUUUCAGCUGCUAAAGUUGGGAAGCCUUCCGACACUAAGUACAUCAAGAUUUAUGGUUUCCCCGCUGACUUUCACUAGUGCCAAUACGAGCCGUGAUAUGUGCCAUGAGGAAAUCCAGAAAAAAACUGGAUAUAUUUUAAUGCGGGCAGAGGGAAUUUAUGAUGUGGAUGCUAAUACAUCAAUUGAUCAGCUUUCUGAAGAUCUCAGAUUCUCAAUAUCAAAAUACUGGAGGGUACACCAAGAUGAUGCAAUGGUGUCCAAAGAUGUGAUACGCUUGGUUCCCAAGAUCAUGAAAAGAAAAUGGACGAGCGAUGACGAGACUAACCACGAUGAGGUCCCAUACCAGGAGCAGGAAGAGGAUGAUGGUGUUUCUGAUAAUUCUGUAAUUUUCAAACAUGACAACAUUGAUGACAAUCUUAAUACACUACAGUUAAAUUACACAUAUGCUCUUCUCGUUCUUACACCACCAUAA
Molecule: messenger RNA, 555 nt
Organism: Ilex paraguariensis (yerba mate)
Lineage: Eukaryota; Viridiplantae; Streptophyta; Magnoliopsida; Aquifoliales; Aquifoliaceae
Source: the annotation of a GenBank genome assembly